This is a messenger RNA of Leguminivora glycinivorella, 715 nucleotides long. It is a transcript of the gene mRpL53, whose product is annotated as 39S ribosomal protein L53, mitochondrial. Lineage: Eukaryota; Metazoa; Arthropoda; Insecta; Lepidoptera; Tortricidae. Gene Ontology annotation, cellular component: mitochondrial large ribosomal subunit. Bases 44 to 478 code for a protein of 144 amino acids. The record is from RefSeq and is a predicted model, not a curated record. The transcript has 3 exons.
AUAAAUAUAUAUUUUCUUCCUGAAAAUUCGAAAGAUCUAUAAUAUGUCGAUUCCUUUCAGCGGAACAUUACGAAGGUCUGGAGGAGUGGUUUCUGCAAUUGGAAAACAACUAAGAGCUGUGAAUUUGAAAGCUGCAAAGAGAAUUACUGUUAAGUUCGACCCUUUUGGCAACAACGUUACUGAAACAAGAAAUUUCCUGCACUACAUAAGCUCACCAAAAAUCGCCUUAACAAAUCCUAAUUGUGCUCUGAAAACUGACAUUAUUUGUGACCGCAGCGAACCUACCAUAGAUAUCCUCCUUACACCUUCAAUAGCUGAAACUGCUAGUUACAAAAAAGUCACUCUUAAGAGUGGUAACCUAACUUGUUUGGAGCUGCUACAGUUAUUAAAUAAACACAUUUCGGCUCUAGCACCUGUAGAGCAACCAGUUUCAACAAUACAGACCAAAUCAGAAAAGAAAAAGACUAAGAAGAAGUGAAGAUGGGGCGCAACACCAAAGGAGGGUUCCUUCAGGUAGUGGAGGAGUUCUAUAGUCACAUACCGGCAUUCACUGAUGUGUUCUCUGAGGACACAUUCUAUGUGUUUGUUGUAAUCUUUGUCAUGUCAACAAUCUUGGUUGCUUUUAUUCUAUCUCGAUUUGUUACAAUUAAACCAGUGGAUUAGUUAGCCUAAUAUUCAAUGUACAAACAUGUUUAAAUAUAUACAUAUAUAAUUA